CAUUCCAUUGUGCGGAGUACUUAUAUAAGCAUCAUCAAGGGUGCGAUUCGCUUUAUUUAAAUAAUAAUAUAAUGACCGAAGUUAGAAAGGAUGAUGUUGUAAAAAUUCUUCACACCUAUCCGCUUUGUAGAAAAUGUGAUAUGUCAGAUGAGAUGAAGCAGGAAGCGAUGGAAUUAUGCGUGACUGCAGCAGAAAAGUAUGCAGACAAUUAUGAGAGCGUGUCUCGAAUGAUCAAGGAAACAAUGGAUAAGAAAUUUGGUGCAUCAUGGCAUACUGUCGUUGGAGAAGGCUAUGGCUUUGAAAUAACUUAUCAAUUAAAGCACCUUUUGUAUAUGUAUUGCGCCGGCAAUUUAGCGAUAUGCAUUUGGAAAUCUGCAUAGAAUAACUUUGAUAAUUAAAAUGCAUUUUUAAUAGAUUAUAUAUGUGUGAAUUAAUUCAAAAUAUUUGUAAAUGUGCGUAAAGGUGUUUGUAUUAUACAUAUAUAAUAGUGAUAACGAAAGAAAAGAAUAUUUUUUAUGUGUCUUGUAAGUAUGCAUGGGUCCAAUGUAUUUAAGUUGGAUAUUUAUAUUAUGAUAAUUAAAUACAAUUGCGCGUAUAUGGAGAAACAAUAUUAUAAGUAAAUAUAUCUAGAUGCACACAUAUAAGAUAUAACAAACUGAUUGAAAUAAGAAUGUACUGAAUACCUUCCUUCUCUCUGACAAAACUUAUAUUUAUAAUCAUCAUUACAUAAUGGGAGAAUAAUUAAUGUAUAUGACAAUUGUAUAUAAAAGAUUCAACAUUGAAAUGUAUAAUUUUUUUGUAAGAAGAUAUAAUAUACAUUUAAAAAAAAAUA
Messenger RNA from Cataglyphis hispanica, 832 nucleotides. Its product is annotated as dynein axonemal light chain 4-like. The transcript has 2 exons. Gene Ontology annotation, biological process: microtubule-based process. Gene Ontology annotation, molecular function: dynein light intermediate chain binding; dynein intermediate chain binding. Gene Ontology annotation, cellular component: dynein complex. The coding region runs from base 72 to 380 and encodes 102 amino acids. Lineage: Eukaryota; Metazoa; Arthropoda; Insecta; Hymenoptera; Formicidae. The record is from RefSeq and is a predicted model, not a curated record.